AUGCCUCUUUCAGAUCUUUCAAACUCAGGUUGGUGUGAAUUGGCGUAUUGGGAGCUAAAUGAGCGUGUUGGAUCUCGUGUGCCAGUUGAAGAUGCUGCAGUUGAUGUCUUCAGCGAACAGACACGUGGUGCUGGUCUUUGUAUCAAAACUUUAGCACAACAACGUUCAACACGAACGCCUGACUCAGUAUUGAGGACGAGGGAAAAGAUUGGACUUGGAGUGACGUUAAGUAAUGAAUCAGACGGUGUCUGGCUUUAUAAUCGUUCAACAGCACCAGCAUUUGCACAUUCAUCGACACUUUGCGAUAUUGAUUCCAGAACCAAAACCGUACAUAAAGUGCCACCUGGCCACUGUCUUCGUGUAUUUGAUCCCCUGAAAAUCAACGAAUCCAUCUUGUGGCCAUCACCGAUACGUGGUUUUCCAAUCGGUCCCGUCGAUAUGCAUAGUGUACGAAUAAGUUUUGUUAAAGGCUGGGGCCCUAAUUACACACGACAAGACGUCACUGGCUGUCCUUGUUGGCUUGAAGUCUUACUCAAUCGCAACGGUCUUCCUUGUCGGUGACACAUUACGUACAAUUUUGAAAAUUAAUUUUUAAAAACAAGAAAAGAAAGAAAAUGAAAAAUAAACUCCAAAAGUGUAAAAAUUGUUAUGAAAGUGUCUCAAGUCCAAUCGUUUUGUUCGAGAAUCAAUGAACAAUUACAAAGUGUUAUAAACAAUAGAAACACACAAAUGAAGUUUUAUAUAAAUGAAAAGACUGUCAAAUCAAGAGAAAUUCAUUACGGAAGUUGAAAUACGGAC
This is a messenger RNA of Clunio marinus, 798 nucleotides long. The record is from the annotation of a GenBank genome assembly. Lineage: Eukaryota; Metazoa; Arthropoda; Insecta; Diptera; Chironomidae.